Messenger RNA from Penicillium cosmopolitanum, 2274 nucleotides. RefSeq names its product serine/threonine-protein kinase. The record is from RefSeq and is a predicted model, not a curated record. NCBI's taxonomy places the organism in Eukaryota, Fungi, Ascomycota, Eurotiomycetes, Eurotiales, Aspergillaceae. Gene Ontology annotation, biological process: intracellular signal transduction; protein phosphorylation; intracellular monoatomic cation homeostasis. The coding region runs from base 1 to 2274 and encodes 757 amino acids. The transcript has 2 exons. Gene Ontology annotation, molecular function: protein serine/threonine kinase activity; ATP binding.
AUGUUGACCAGCAAGGGGGAAGAGAAGCAGGCCAUGCCUCGGGAUGGCUUUGCCAGGCCUUUUAGUAUCUUAGGGACAAGACAAGUUAAAGGUCGGGGCUUCUUCUCCAACGAUAAAACAGCCUUCAAAGAUAUCCCAUACGGGAUUCCGGUGUGGAAUGGAUUUUCAGGAUGGUCCGGGGAAGAAGACGUCCUUGAUCCGCAAAAAAGGCGUUUUGAGGCUCUUGGUGAAGGCAUUCAUCGACAUUCCCUCCGAGACAUAAGACAACAGAAAAGGCUACCCUCUCUUCUCCGCGACCCUAUCAAUGAUGGCAGGAAUCGUAUCGAUGAUGGACUUGGGCCAUCGCUCAUCUCGGACCACGUCGAGCAGUACGAAACUACAUGGCACAGAGCCCUUCCCGUCCCCGCCCAUCACUACCGGACCCAGAGUAUACGCGAGAGCCCGUUCUCAGCCUAUUACCAUGGCGACACUGGUCGGGGUGCUCGAAUCAUGGUCGAAAACUCUCGUCGUCACCUUCCAGAGCGUGUUGAGCAGUACUUUUACGAUGAUGAUGAUAGCACGGGAGAUAAAUUGGAGGAUCAAAUCUCAGACAUUGAGCAAUACCAAAGUGCUAAGGCAAGCUACUCUACCCCUGCUACGUCAUCUAUCCCAGAGAUAGUGGAUGAUGAUAGCAGCAGCAACAGCAGUCAGAAGAGCAGAUUGAACAGCAGCUAUGGAAAAGAAACUAGUUCCAAAAAAGGAGAAGGAAAAAACAUCAGUCUUAUGAUGGACGGGAUUCGACUCGGCUUCAAAGAAGAGGCGGUCCACGGCAAGAUGAUUAACAUUCGAAGCGAUGACGCGGGCGGUUUCCGCCUCAGUCUAGGAGAAAAUGCAAACCGAAAGCCGAAAGGUCACUUGCCUGCCGGAUCGGCCCACUCUGAAACGAAUACUGCAAGCCGACAAGAGUCGGAAGAUGCGUCACGAAAUCGUGAUGAACGACAUUUGGAACAAGAACAAGACAUCGUAAAUGCCAGUGGAUGCCUUCUUUGUGGCGUCACAUCCAUGAACAAAGGGGUCUUGACAAGACAUCUCAAGGACCAGCAUUUUCCUCAGUUCGAAUACUCCUGUCCCGAAGAGGGCUGCCCAAGGACGCAACGCCGCAAAGAUAAAAUUCAAAACCACAUUCGUACCCACGAGGGAAUUAAUCGUGAAAGCUUCAUCACGAAAGAGUUUCCUUGUCCCGCACAGUGUGCCAUAUGCAAAUUAACCACCAACAGCUGGGACGAGUUCUAUGCAUGCAUCAUUGGUCACCAUAGGGUUGGUGCACAGCAGCCCGAGCGUGGUGUGCGACGAACCCUCGAUGAUCAACGUUUGGAACGAGGUGCAUCAGACUCCUUAGACAGGACUGCCCCCAAAUGGCCUCUAUUUGAGAGGUACGGCGAGUUAAGGGAAUCCAUCGGUCACGGGAAAUCCAGCAGCAUCCGCAUUGCGUACAAGAAUGAUCUGAGCGAGUCUGGAAAUGAAAAAAUAUACGCCGUAAAGAAGUACAGGGAGCUUCCGCAAGAAACGCGCAAAGGGUAUGAGAAGCGCUUAAACUCGAAGUUCAGUAUUUAUUCUGCUCUCCGUCACCCAAAUAUUGUACACUCUCUUGAUCUAUUACAGGAUUCUCAAGGUGUUUUCUCUAUGGUCAUGGAAUACUGCGCGGCUGGUGACUUGUACACUUUGAUAACCAAUGAGGGCAAGCUUGAGCCUGAAGAAUCUGACUGCUUCUUCAAGCAGCUAAUUCAUGGCCUCGAGUAUAUACACGAAAUGGGUGUGGCUCAUCGAGAUCUCAAGCCCGAAAGUCUUCUCUUGACUACCCAGGGUGCAUUGAAAAUUGCUAGCUUUGACCAUAGCGAAUGCUUCAUGUUGGCCUGGGAGAAAAAAGCCCACCUGAGUUCCGGUCUCUGUGGCUCUGGCCCGUACAUCGCCCCUGAGGAGUACUCUGGGAAAGAGUUUUAUUCUUCCGUUGCGGACAUAUGGGCUACUGGAUUGAUAUUUAUGGCCAUGCGCACUGGGCAAUCUCUAUGGGGGGUCUCUGGCAAAGAUGAUCGGUUUUAUAAGCAGUAUCUGGAGGAUCGUAAGCACAAGAGGGGAUAUUCGCCAAUAGAGAGACUACAUCAGGUCCCCUGUCGCAAUGUGAUCUACGCCAUCCUGGAUCCAGACCCUUCACGUCGCAUCACUGCUUCACAAAUACUCAAAACCGAGUGGGUACAUCAAAUCAAGCUGUGUGCUGCUGGAGAGGAAGGGCUUUGA